UCAACCUCGGUAAUAAUACUUCCCCACUAGCCGUAAGAAGACUAGCGUAGGUAACUAGUUUUCUUCUUGCCGCAUUUCCCCCGAAUCCCGUGACAAUCUCGCCUUCAAGCAGAUUCCGACAUCUAAACCACCUUCCAUCUCAACCUCAAACAACCACUCUCUCGUCAAUCCCUAUUACACUAUUCUCAUAGGCAUCCAUCUCGCUCUGAAAUUAGCGACGUCUGCUCCGUCAUUUACCUUAUUCUGCCAUUUUGCAUAGCGCCGCGUGAUACCAACUUUUUGCUUCAAGCCCGCCUCUGCCGAUUCCCGGAUCUGGUCCCCUCCCUCGUUCGAUAACUACCUGCACCUUUUGACCGACCAGAUUCCGCUCAUUUGCGUGUGAUUUACAUAGCCAUAGGGUUGCGUGUUCGAUACCCCGGCGACGAGUUUAUGAAAUACAGAGUCCGUCCCGCAUUUUAGAAAGUAUCUAUUCCUGAUCGAAUCUCACUAGAAGGGUUCCAUUUUGCGUGUUAUUCCUUUCGGUUCUUUUCUUAAUGUCAUUUUCGGAACGGUAUACAGCAUAGUAUAAAAAUCAGUGACGAGAGAAACGAAAUACACACUUUAAAAGGAAAAGAGAGAGAGAGAGAUACAACCGUUGCUGGAGGGGAACGAGAAUGCGACCUCCACUGCGCUCCCGCCACCCUAGCCUGCUCCUCGCAGAUGCGAUCUUGUGCUCGCGCACUCGACUGCCAACGGUUGUCCGCGGGCAGUAUGGUGGCAUCAUUUGUGCGGACUGCAGGAGGAGUAUGACGGGUAGGCGGAGGGCCGGUUCUCCUUUGAUGGUUACCCCGCCCCAGGCACGGCGAUCUAGAAUAGGAUUGCCAAGGGAUAUCUCUCGGAGCGGUGGUCGACGACAGCAGCAGCAGUAUCAACAGCAGGUUAGAAUGAUCUCGAGCAGUCGGGCUGAUGCUGCUGAGGUUGUAAAUGGCGCGCCAAGCAUGUCUGCUGCGGAUGCGGGUAGACAUCAGCUUUACGGGCCAAUUCAGGAGUACGAGGCGCGCGUGCAGUCCGGGAGAUUGAGGGAUGAUGCGCAUCAGAGAGAUAUCAUCCAGCAUCUCCAAGACCUUCACGAGAUGCUCCGCUCCUACACUCCACCAACCGUAGUCCGCCCAACUAUAGAGUUCCUCGAAAACCCAGACCCGAGACCCUCAUUCUUCAACACACUAUUUGGCCGCACUCCGCCUCCACCAGCCACAACGCAGAUUCCCUCUAAUCUGCCCAAGGGAUUGUACAUGCACGGCGACGUAGGGUGUGGCAAAACUAUGUUGAUGGACCUAUUUUUCGACACGCUGCCGGAAAACGUCACCUCGCGGCAGCGCAUCCACUUUCAUAAUUUCAUGCAAGACGUGCAUAAGCGCCUGCACGUUAUGAAAAUGAAACAUGGAAAUGAAUUUGAUGCGGUGCCGUUUGUUGCGGCCGAUAUUGCGGAAGGGGCGAGUGUACUAUGCUUCGAUGAGUUUCAGUGUACAGAUGUGGCGGAUGCUAUGAUUUUGAGGAGACUCCUUGACUCCCUCAUGUCCCACGGCGUUGUUCUCGUCACAACCUCCAACCGCCACCCCGACGACCUGUACAAAAACGGCAUCCAACGAGAAUCCUUCAUCCCCUGCAUCACCCUUCUAAAAACAUCCCUAACAGUCCUGAAUCUCGACUCUGCCACGGACUACCGCAAAAUCCCGCGCCCACCGUCAGGCGUCUAUCACCACCCGCUCGGCAUGCCCGCCGAUCAUCACGCGGACAAAUGGUUCGAAUACCUAGGCGACUUUGCCAAUGACCCACCACACCGCGCCGUGCAUCAAGUGUGGGGGCGCGAUAUCGAGGUGCCGCUGGCAAGCGGCAAAGCUGCGCGAUUUACGUUUGACCAGCUGAUUGGGCGGGCAACGGGGGCGGCGGAUUAUCUUGAGCUGAUGCGGAGUUAUGAGGCAUUUAUUGUGACGGAUGUACCUGGGAUGACGAUUCGGCAGAGGGAUUUAGCAAGGCGUUUUAUCACCUUCAUCGAUGCGGUUUAUGAGAGUCGGGCAAAACUCGUCCUCACCACCGCUGUCCCGCUAUCCAAUCUGUUCCUUUCUGACGCGGAACUUAAAGAAUCUAUUGCUGAAAAUAACAAAUCAUCCGAAAACGGUACCAACAACCAGGAUGAAGUGCCUGAAAAUCUCUCAGACUCUAUGCGGCAUCUCAUGGAUGACCUGGGCAUGUCCAUGUCCGCGCUUAAAUCCAGCUCCAUCUUCAGUGGCGACGAGGAGCGCUUUGCCUUUGCACGAGCGCUGUCGCGGCUCGCCGAGAUGGAGGGGAAGGAUUGGGUGGAGCGCGGGUUGGGGAUUGGAAUGGAUACGAAGGCGGGGGAGGGGGAUAAAGCGGCGUGGGAUAAAGCGCGGAGUCGGUGGAGAGAGGAUAGUUUGUGAGUUUUAUUUUUUUUUUCUUUAUUAGGCUGGGAGGAUGUAUAUAGAAUAUGUCUGUAUGUAUGUAUGGCUUCCUAUUCUUCUUAUCCAUGCAUUUUUGGAGGGUGAUAUACCUAGAACGUUUAUUGUUUUGUUUAGCUAGAUACAAAUAUAUGUAUAUUUUCCGAAUGGGGGUGAGUUUUUUAUUCCGAGAUUGAUGAUGAUGACAACUAAAAUAAUACUCGAGAACUAAUUUUCAAAUAAUUGAAUGAUAGGGGAUUCCUAUUUUAUUAUCAUUC
Molecule: messenger RNA, 2713 nt
Organism: Blastomyces dermatitidis ER-3
Lineage: Eukaryota; Fungi; Ascomycota; Eurotiomycetes; Onygenales; Ajellomycetaceae
Product: mitochondrial ATPase
Exons: 4
Coding region: 654-2438 (594 amino acids)
Biological process (GO): protein quality control for misfolded or incompletely synthesized proteins
Cellular component (GO): cytoplasm; mitochondrion
Molecular function (GO): ATP binding; ATP hydrolysis activity
Source: RefSeq, a predicted model, not a curated record